GUUUUAUCAAGCACUCCUAAAUGUUUAUAGUGAAAUGGAAGCAGAGGUUGCAAAAGAAAGAAGAUUAUAUGCUAUGGAUUAUGCGAAAGAGUCGAUGAAGAGACUAGUGAAAGCUUACUUUAAUGAAGCCAAGUGGUCUCAAGAGAGCUACGUUCCAGUUAUGGAGGAGUAUAUGCAGGUUGCCCUCAUUUCCUGUGCUUAUCCAAUGCUUAUAACAAAUUCCUUUGUUGGCAUGGGAGAAGAUGCAACUAAGGAGGUCUUUGAUUGGAUCUCUAAUAAUCCUAAAAUGCUUAAAGCUUCCACAAUUAUCUGUAGACUCACGGAUGAUAUUGUCUCGCAUGAGUUUGAGCAAACACGAGAUCAUGUUGCAUCAAGUGUUGAAUGCUAUAUGAAGCAAUAUGGUGCUUCAAAGGAAGAGACUGUGAAACUAUUUCAGGAAGAAGUUGCGAAUGCAUGGAGAGAUAUUAAUGAAGGGUUCAUGAAACCAGCAGUCGUUCCCAUGCCUAUACUCACUCGAAUUCUAAAUUUGGCUCGUAUGAUAGAUUUCAUAUAUGAGCGCGGUGAUGGUUAUUCAAACUCUCACAUUAUUAAGGCCACAAUUGAAUUAUUGCUAGUGGAUCCUGUUAUAUUAUGAAGGAGUAUCAAUCCCUAUAACUCCAUUUAAAUUUUAUCGCUUGUUAUUUAUGUUAAAGGGAUGUGUGUGAUUGUUUGUAAUAUAUUUCAUUUAGUAAA
Messenger RNA from Rubroshorea leprosula, 732 nucleotides. The record is from the annotation of a GenBank genome assembly. NCBI's taxonomy places the organism in Eukaryota, Viridiplantae, Streptophyta, Magnoliopsida, Malvales, Dipterocarpaceae.